AUGAGGAGUGCUUGUCUUCAUCUUGGUGGUAGGCGGACGUGUUAUAGAUGUGUCCAAGAAGGUCACAUUCUCAGAGAUUGCCCCAUUGGCAGGAGCACAGUGCUCACACCUUCGGCGCAGUCACAACCACAGCAAACACGAGGAAGUGUUAGACCUCAGGCAGCUGGUCGAGUAUAUGCUAUGACGGGCACAGAGGCGAACAGAGCAGGUAACCUCAUCUUUGCGUCUUGCAUGAUUGGUGGUAGGAGUCUAUGUGUACUAUACGAUUCAGGAGCGACACACUCUUUUGUGUCGGAGUCUAUAGUGUUGGAGUUGGGCCUUCCGGCGAAGGAGCUCCAAUAUGACCUGGUGGUAUCCACGCCUGCUUCUGGGUUGAUCAGGACUUCGACCGUGUGUGCUAGAUGCCGGAUUGAGGUUGAGGGACGCCAAUACCGGGGUAAACCUGAUCUGUUUACCUUUGGAGGGCUUGGAUGUGAUCUUGGGAAUGGAUUGCUUAUCUGCUAA
Vigna unguiculata (cowpea) is the source of this 504-nucleotide messenger RNA. Lineage: Eukaryota; Viridiplantae; Streptophyta; Magnoliopsida; Fabales; Fabaceae. The record is from RefSeq and is a predicted model, not a curated record.